GCAAAGUUCCCGGUUGGCGCGAGCCUGAGUAGGCGACCGCGGCGGAGACUGAGCCCGACCGUACACAUGGCGGAGCGGCGAACACGAUCAGGAGGGGCUGCCCAGCGGUCUGGGCCCAGGACUUCACUUACUAAGCCUUCGAAGUCGUCCAAGCGGAAAUCUGGCUCAGAUCUCCCGAACUCGUUCUCUGAAAUCUGGCCGAGGACAACUCCAGCGGUCCCAGUCAGAAAGGCCAUCGUCUUGAAGAAGAUCGUAGCUCAUGCAGUAGAGGUCCCAGAUGUCCACACGGUUCGAAGAAGUCCUAGGAUCUCUUUUAUUUUGGAAAAAGAGAACAACCCUCCGCUCAAGGUACCCACGAAAGAAGACCUCUUCAAGACUUGUAGUGUCCCUGGUACUCCCUCCAGCACCCCCGUGCUGUACACUCAGAAUGUUGAGCCUGACUCUGGAGAAGCAGAGCUGGACAGCAGAGACCUGGAAAUGUCUCAGAAAGUCAGGCGGUCGUACAGUCGGCUACAGAGCCUUGGUUGUGCCUCAACCUCCACCCCUGGCCGCCGAUCCUUCUUUGGCUUUGAGGGACCUGACGACUUGCCUGGAGUCUCACCUGUCGUGUGUUCAAAGUUAAUCGAGACCCCAAAGGUACCUGCAAAGGACUUGGUUCCGGCUAGAACGAAGGACUUGGUUCCAGAUAGUACGAAGGACUUGGUUCCGGCUAGAACGCUCCCUGGAAUCUCUCCCCCAGUUGUGAAAGAGAAACGAAAGAAGAAGGUUCCUGAAAUCCUGAAAUCAGAGCUGGAUAAGUGGGCUGUGGCCAUGAAUGCUGAAUUUGAAGCUGCCGAGCAGUUUGAGCUUCUGAUUGAAUGAGAUGAACUGGGAUGCCCGUCAUUAAGUGGGGUGACCUGGCUGGCUCUCCCCUCUUCCUGUACAUAUUGCCUUUUGAGUAGAGCAGGAUAUGUGGGGUCCCUUUCACUAGCCUUGUUACCCAGAAAGGUAUUGCUGGCCUCUUGUUAUAUUGUGUCUCCUUGCCCUGGACUGUCUACCUCUACAGCGUUGGGGAUGAGAAUCCACUGCUCUGAACCGGAACUGUCAGAAACAGGGUUAGCCAUGGGCUGUCUCUGCUGUUGCAUUCAGCCACCAACCAGCAGAGAGGUUUUGUGUUCUGCUUUGGUUCUGUAGAGUUGAGAGAUCUCAAAGACCAGGGAGACAGUUAAAUGCUUGAGGGAGGAUUUUUACAUUGAGUCUCUGGAGUCCAGGAUAUGAACGGGAGGAAGCAUAAUUGGUUUUUAACACAGUGACUUAUGUAGGAACUGGUCCGUGUCUGUGCUCUGCUGUUGACAUUGGUGAACGGGGUGCUGCUGCUUACAGCAAAGUGGGUACACUUGAUAGCGUGGGCCUCGGAUGCACCAGUGUAAGCUUUAUAGUCUCUGCUUUGACCUCUUUCCUCGCCCACAUCUGUUUCUUUGAAUACAAGCUGUGUGGCCUCAGCCCUAGACACCAUGUCACCUCAUCUCUCACCUACUAGACAGCUUUUGCUGUGAGCUUAAAACUAUUGCUCUCAUGUGAGACCAACCAUUCCUGGGGGUUGCUGGGAACAAAAGUGGAUGUAUCAUGGCUUCUAAGGUUCCUUCCUGCCUGCCACCUCUCAAUCAUGGUAAAAGCUGUGGUUUAAAGGCCAUUGGCCUUCCAACCUUUACAGUUCACGAGAGCAGAAGCUGUGGGGAAUGAGAGCUCAGGUAAGCUCCUGCUCCACCAGGGUGGCUUAGUGGAUCACUCCUGCAGGCUCAGUCCUCACCCGUUCCUGAAUCAUGCUGAAUUGCUACCAUCACUGCAGACCUACCUGCCUGUGAGGAACUAGUGUGCAGCCUAAGGGCAAGGUGGCUUGAUCUCAAAUAAACUGUGUAGAAGUUUC
Mus musculus (house mouse) is the source of this 1906-nucleotide messenger RNA. It is a transcript of the gene Cdca5, whose product is annotated as cell division cycle associated 5. Lineage: Eukaryota; Metazoa; Chordata; Mammalia; Rodentia; Muridae. The transcript is spliced from 6 exons. Gene Ontology annotation, cellular component: nucleoplasm; cytoplasm; chromosome. Bases 67 to 861 code for a protein of 264 amino acids. The record is from RefSeq and is marked provisional. Gene Ontology annotation, biological process: mitotic sister chromatid cohesion; double-strand break repair. Gene Ontology annotation, molecular function: protein-containing complex binding.